Fragaria vesca subsp. vesca is the source of this 1211-nucleotide messenger RNA. RefSeq lists its product as uncharacterized. Gene Ontology annotation, biological process: SNARE complex assembly. Gene Ontology annotation, molecular function: SNARE binding. The transcript has 8 exons. Lineage: Eukaryota; Viridiplantae; Streptophyta; Magnoliopsida; Rosales; Rosaceae. The record is from RefSeq and is a predicted model, not a curated record. Gene Ontology annotation, cellular component: endosome; lytic vacuole. Bases 116 to 967 code for a protein of 283 amino acids.
GUUGCGACCAAACUUCCUCGAAAUGCUAUUGGGGCUAUAAUGGUCGUUGCGACCAAACUUCCUCGAAAUCCCCAGAUGGGGCCUCUGGCCUCCAACAUGUAUAAAUAAGCAGCAAAUGUUAACUGAAAGCGGAGACUCAGAGCAGGAAGCAGAAAUGGGGGAUUUGUACGCUUUGGAUUUCGACGGUGUUCUGUGUGAUAGCUGCGGUGAGAGCUAUGCCUCUGCUGCCAGGGCUGCUAAAGUGAGAUGGCCAACGUUGUUCAACGAUGUGGAUUCAAGUUUAGAGGAUUGGAUUAUUGAUCAAAUUCGCAUAGUGAGACCUGUAAUGCAAUCCAGGCAUGAGACUGUUCUAUUUGUGAGGUUACUUUUGGAGAUGAGGCUUCCUUCUUUAAGGAAGUCAUCAGUUGCAGAAGGGCUCACGGUGGAGGGGAUAGUGGAGAAUUGGUCAGAGUUGAAGAUUCUGCUUCGGAAUGAAUGGGGUGAGGAUAAGGAGUCUCUUGAGAAUUUAUUUAGAAAGGUCAGGGAUGAGUGGAAGGGCCAGGACUUGGGGACUUGGAUUGGUGCAAAUAGAUUGUAUCCAGGUGUUGCUGAUGCUCUUAAAUCGGCAACCUCAACCAUCUACAUCGUCACCGGGAAACAGAGCCCAUUUGCUGAGGUGAUAUUGCGAGAACUUGCAGGAGUUACAUUACCACCUGAAAGAAUAUUUAGUGUUGCAUCCGGUUCCAAACACAAGAUAGAAGUACUAAAGCAGCUUCAGAAGAAACCAGAACAUCAAGGACUGAAGCUGCACUUUGUGGAGGAUAGACUGGCAACCCUGAAGAAAGUUAUUGAAGAACCCGAAUUGGUUGGUUGGAAUUUGUAUCUAGGCGACUGGGGGUACAAUACACCGAAAGAGAGAGACGAAGUUGCUACAAUUCCCAGGAUUCAGAUUCUUCAGCUUUCUGACUUCAGUAACAAGUUGAAGUAGCUUCGGUUCUGAACUUCAUAGUUCAUACCCCACUCAAGUUUACUCCUCGAGGAUGUUUUUUUUAUUUUAUUUUUAUGAAGCUAUCUUCACUUGAGGAUGUGGUGAUUCAUCUCAGCACCAUGGACAGUUGUUGGAUGAAGUUGGUCAAAGUAGUGCUAUUCAAGUAUUAUCUAUUUUGAGUAUAUUCCCUGAAUCCCUGUCCAUCUGGACCAUUUUCGAACUCUAAUGUGCCUGUUGCUGUAAA